AUGAGUGGAGGAACAACGUCGUACACAGUGGAAACCGUCAAGACGUCGCCGUUUGACGGACAGAAACCGGGAACCAGCGGUUUGAGGAAAGCGGUGACGGUGUUCCAGCAAGCCCACUACACGGAGAACUUUGUACAAGCCGGUCUGUGGGCUGGACUUGGCGACAAGUUAAAGGGCUCUGUGCUGCUUGUCGGCGGAGAUGGGCGCUUCUUUUGUGAGGAGGCGGCACACUUAAUCAUCAGAAUUGCAGCUGGGAAUGGGGUCUCCAAAAUUGUGAUCGGCAAAAAAGCCAUCUUGUCAACUCCAGCCUGCUCCCACAUUAUUCGCAAAUAUAAACUCAGUGGAGGAUUUCUGUUGACAGCCAGUCACAACCCAGGAGGACCUGAUGGCGACUUUGGGAUCAAGUAUAAUACUGAUAAUGGAGGUCCAGCCCCCGAGGGUGUUACUAACAAGAUUUAUGAGCUGACUAAAACAAUAAAAGAGUACAAGAUUGUUUCAAACUUGAAAGUGGACAUUGGUCAGCUGGGGACCUCCAAGUUUACCGUCGGUGGAGAGCCGUUUGUGGUGGAAGUUAUUGACAACACUGCUGAUUAUGUGGAGUUUAUGAAGCAGAUUUUUGAUUUUCCAGCCAUCAAAACUUUUUUACAGACCAAGAGAGUUCUCUUGAAUGCAAUGAAUGGAGUCACGGGACCAUACCUGCGGAAAAUCUUUGUGGAAGAAAUGGGCUUGCCUUCUGAUUCCUGUCUCAACUGUGAAAUUCUGCCAGACUUUGGAGGCAAGCAUCCGGACCCGAACCUGACUUACGCCAAAGACCUGGUGGACAUCAUGAAGGCCGGUCAGCACGACUUUGCCGCUGCCUUUGAUGGCGAUGGUGAUCGUAACAUGAUUCUGGGUCACAGAGCUUUCUUUGUGACUCCGUGUGAUUCCCUGGCCGUGCUUGCAGCUAACCUGGAGAGCAUCCCAUACUUCAGACAGAAUGGGGUCAAAGGGUUUGCCAGGAGCAUGCCCACAUCUGAAGCUGUUGAUAAAGUAGCACAACGUCUAGGCAAGGAUUGCUACCAAACCCCAACUGGCUGGAAGUUCUUUGGCAACCUGAUGGAUGCAGACAAGAUCAGUCUGUGUGGAGAGGAGAGUUUUGGAACUGGCUCUACGCACAUCAGGGAGAAAGAUGGUGUCUGGGCAGCUCUAGCCUGGCUGUCCGUGCUGGCCAGCACCAAGAAGACAGUGCAGGAUGUUCUCUUGGAUCACUGGAACAUUUAUGGACGAAACUUCUUUACCAGAUAUGAUUAUGAGAAUGUGUCAUCGGAGGCAGGAGAGAAGCUGAUAGCAGGGCUGGAGGCUUUCAUCAAGAACCCAAACAGCAAAGGCACCACCCUGACUGCCCCGACAGGUCAGAAGUACAAGGUUGCAGUGGCCGACAACUUUGAAUACACAGACCCUAUUGAUGGCAGCGUUAGCAAGAACCAGGGCAUUCGUAUUCUGUUUGAAGGCGGUUCCAGACUUAUUUUCCGAUUGAGUGGCACUGGCAGCUCAGGGGCGACAAUCCGUGUCUAUGUGGAGGAGUAUGUGAAAAGUGACAAUCCAAGUGCGUACGAACAGGAUGCACAGGCAGCACUGGGCCCACUUGUGGCCAUCGCCCUCCAGGUGUCCAAACUGAGGGAGCUGACCGGCAGAGACCAGCCGACAGUCAUCACAUAA
This is a messenger RNA of Candidula unifasciata, 1698 nucleotides long. Lineage: Eukaryota; Metazoa; Mollusca; Gastropoda; Stylommatophora; Geomitridae. The record is from the annotation of a GenBank genome assembly.